CUAACCAAUAACGCCGUUUCUUGUGUAUUCAAACAUACAUCUACACAAGAAACGACGAUAUAUAUUCAUCUCCCCUUACCCGCACGCUUCAGUUGUUCGCAACGCCCCACCUACCGGCAUACUUCGUGACCCUGACGCGAUCAGACGGGGUCAAACUGCAUUGACGAGUGUGACGGUAUCUAUACACACUACUGUGUUGUGACGGCCGGUAGUGGUAGUAAGGGUGUGCUCCCCACGUGCUGUGACCGGCAUUGCGAUCCCCCGAGAACGAGAUAGCUGGCGUAAAAAAGGUGUCGAAAACCAGCUCUUGAUAAACCGUUAUCUCCACCCUUUAGCCCAUAGUGAUUUCAAACCAACCAUCAAGAGUUAUACUCGGGAUCUAAUGCUAAGAAGGUGGGACACCCAGCAUCUAGGCAACAUCAUGAAGAAUUCUACCAUGUUUUUCGAUGUUGCGUAUCAAGAACUUGCUUUUUUCCCAGAGGCCGAUCCCCGCACGGACGAAUGGCUUCUUAUGGACAGUCCUGGCAUAGUGCUGGCUAUCUGUGGGUUGUACUAUCUGGUGGUGUGGAAGGGUCCCCAGUGGAUGGAGCACCGGAAGCCGUUUGAGUUUCCUCGCCUCCUCUUCUGGUACAACGUCCUGCUUGUCUGCCUGUCAUUUUUCAUCAGCUACGAGUUCUUCGGUGUCGCAUAUCUAGACAACUACGCGCUGUUCGGCUGUCAGCCCGUAGUUAAAGGAAACUCCCCGCUAGCCAUGAGGAUGACAAAGAUUGCUUGGUGGUAUUUCUUCUCCAAGAUCAUCGAGUUCAUGGACAGUGUUAUCUUUAUUCUCCGGAAGAAGAACAACCAGCUGAGCUUCCUGCACGUGUACCAUCACGGCACCAUGCCUUUCUUCUGUUGGAUAUCGGCCAGAUACGUGCCUGGGGGAGCCAAGUUUGUAGCGGGGGGUUUGAACAGCGCCAUCCACGUGAUGAUGUACUCCUACUACGCCCUCGCCGCCAUGGGGCCAGAGAUACAGAAGUACUUGUGGUGGAAGAAGCACAUCACCAAGCUACAGAUUCUCCAGUUCUCCAUCGUGAUUCUCCAUUCUCUACGGGGAUUAUUUCUAAGGCCGUGUGCGUUCCCCAAACUUGUAAACCUUUUCGUCGUCUGCUACACGGGGACCUUUCUUUCCCUGUUUGCCAACUUCUAUCACACAGAGUACCUGAAGAAAAGACGGCAGCUCAAAGAGCAUAGACAAUAACCACACAGCGACAUGUACAAGGGCAGCCAUUGAUUGGGUAAUGACAUUGGGGCCCUUAAAUGGUCGCCCUGUGCAUACUCAGAGUUCAUCUACCUUUGAUCUCUCAGGUGGUGUGUGUGGGAAAGCGCCCUCAGAAAGGUCAGGUGAUGAUGUGAACUUCCGGUGGAUCUAAUCAUUGAAUCAUUGACAAGUAAUAUAUUCACAACUGAUACUCUAUUCUUCCAUAUACAGAGUGUUAAACUAACAACGCUCACUAAAUAUGUUCAUAUAUGAAAUCAUGGAUCAAAUUUAGUUAACGUGCUCCGAUCAGCAGAAUUGCUAGUUAGAAAACGCCUGACAGUGUUAGAAAUUCAAGUUUCUAUCAUUCAGGUAAAUGAAAGUGUAAUUUAAUUAAAAACCUCGGGGAGUACAACCCGCGAAGUCAGACAAAUGUGGUCAUUUGCCAAGGCAAUUGAAUUAACAGUUUAUCAUUUAAAAAAAAUAUAUUACGUCCAUUUGAUAUUUUUUUUAAUGAGAAUACUAAACAUUGAAUGAAUAAGUAAGCAUGUUAAAAUUUGUUUAAUUUUGUAAUCGAGAAAUCAUUGGAAUUUGUUGAUUCCGGAAGUAGAAUCAACGGGCUCAGAAGCACACCCUAGAAAUUCUACUUCCGCAAUAUACAGACUCGAGUGAUGUCUAUGUCUUAGACCGUAUUAUGGUUUAUAUAUAAUUUCUCUGUACUUCUGCAUAAUGACAUAUAGUUGCGUCAGUUUAUAAUGCAUGUUCAGAAUGGCCAAUGGAUUCCUGACUCAGGAAUCAACAGCAAUAACCACAGCAUGACGUCAUCAUAAGUGUUUAAUGGUUGAAGAAGUGAAAUACUUCUUUUAAGAGCUCUGUACUUGCUCAUAAGUAAUAUUCAGGCGACACAUUCAAAUGUUUGAGUUGGUGCGCUAGGAAUUGCCCCGGGGCUUACAUGCAUAACCACAGUCGCGAGGUUUACGUGCGAAAGUCUCAGGGAACACAUUUCACGUGCAUCUCGUGGAUCACACACUGUGUAACCUGUUCUCUUAAUCAAGGAUGUGUGUAUACCUGUGUAACAAUAUGUUAUUUUAACAUUUAGGUUACAUAACUCUUUACAUAGCACUCCGACCUUAGUGAUAGUUGAUAUUGUUUGUGAGGCUCAAGGUUUCAAGGGGUGUUUGCAAAACUCGGAAUACCAAAACGAACUCUAUACGAAACAAUGUACGGCACAGAAGCUAGGACGAGUCCAUGUCCACAAUCCGGUUCGUUGCAUACUUGCGUAAUCUGCUGAAGACUUCCUAACCGGUGUGCGAUUUUGUGGAUUCGAUGUGUGUUUGUUGUUUAACGCCGCACACAGCAAUAUUCCAGCUGCAUGUCUGGACCAGACAAUCUAGUGAUUGACAUCAUGAACAUCGAUCUAAGCAAUUGGGAUACGAUGACCUGCAUCAGCCAAGUCAGCGAUCCCGUUAGUCGCCUCUUACCACCAGCAUGGGUAGCUGAAGACCUAUUCUAACCCGGAUAUUCACGGGUUUGUGGAUUCGCCUACUCGUACAAAACAUACAUUGCAAAGGGUACAUUUGUCAAGUGUAUUCAGAUUUUGUUUAGGAUACAUUUCAGUGUACACAAAGGUACCUAAGGUACUGAAGUGUCCUAUACGACAACAGCCCCUUAAGCGUUACUUUGGGUCCACGUGCUGUAAUUUGGAGAUCGUCAUCGAGCCAUAGUACUAUGUUGUAAGAUCUUAAGUAACACGUGAUCUAAAAACGCAACAAUAUAAUUCGUUUUGAACACAAAUUUGCAGUUAAUCAUUUGGAAUAUAGGUAUCUCGCAAAACAAACAAUUACUUGAGUAAGCAUUUGUAAAAUGGCUCGAUGGCUAACUUUAAACGCGAUCAUUUUGUGACGUAGUUCAUUGGCUCAUAUUAUCACGUGACUAGGUUAUCAGGUGAUAGGAAAGACUUGAGUUGUGUUAUCAGAGAAUGAUCAUAUUAAGAAAUCUUCGUAAAAGCAGUAUGACGCACACGCUCGUAUAAUAAUAAUCUCUAUUUAUCAAUCACUGGUUUGUAUGGCCAACAUUCUAUUAUUUAUAAGCGUGAUUGAUGCAGCUGUGAUAUUGCUGACUUGCAGAAAAGAACCCCUAUAACAACAAACCAGUUGCUUUGUGUAGCUUUAAGUAUAUCAUAAAGUUUUAAUUCACUAUUAUAUUUUUGUGAAAAUGCACUUGUUGAAAGUGUUCCGGUGAUACAACCCUCCAUGGACGAUGCGCUGUAUGUCAUUUAGCUAAUUAGUACCAGACUUGAAUGUGUGUCCGCGAAAUACUUCCAUACUCCGGUUCCGUGAUGACAUAGUAAUACACCACUGCCACAGGCUAUUUUGCAUAUCACAUGACGGGUCACAUGUAGUGGUCACGUGAUAAUAAUUGUUCAUUUAUUGAAUAUGGCCAUGUGCUAUAAAUAUCAAUAGUUCCUAUAUUUAAUUUUUAUGCUGGCAUUACCUGACACGAUUCCAUAAGUUUUCAUGAUUCAAAGCUUUAUUUACAUCUAUGCAUAUAUAUGUUUUUAUUCCUACGUUCAUAAUGUUUAUUUAUGGUUUUUUUGGCGAAUAUAUUUCGAAUUAUAUUCUUGUUUCUUAUUUCAAUUUAAUACUUUUCUGGCUAUAGUGUGUGUCUGUUUGUGUUUGUAAAUCGUUGGAAUAAAAUUAAUGUCAUUAUACGAA
Haliotis rufescens (red abalone) is the source of this 3951-nucleotide messenger RNA. Its product is annotated as elongation of very long chain fatty acids protein 4-like. The transcript is spliced from 9 exons. Gene Ontology annotation, molecular function: fatty acid elongase activity. Gene Ontology annotation, biological process: fatty acid elongation, polyunsaturated fatty acid; fatty acid elongation, saturated fatty acid; sphingolipid biosynthetic process. Gene Ontology annotation, cellular component: endoplasmic reticulum membrane. The record is from RefSeq and is a predicted model, not a curated record. Lineage: Eukaryota; Metazoa; Mollusca; Gastropoda; Lepetellida; Haliotidae. The coding region runs from base 383 to 1240 and encodes 285 amino acids.